UUCACUUAUAUAAAUACGGAGCACGGAGGGAAUAUCAAAUAAAACAAAAAAGAUGAAGUAGAAAGUAGGAUUAUGGAAGGUUGAACCGAGUCUAUUAACUAAUAUUAAAACAGAGUAUGCUGACGUCACCACUGCCUACAUGUCGCUUUCUUAAUAAAUUUUUCCGCCUAAAUGCAAGGAAGAUGUCAUCUUUUUUAUUUUUUUUUAUUUUUUAUAUGGAGCUAUUAUAUUUAACAAUUUUGAAAUUUAAAUGUUUGAAGCUUCUACAUUACAACUAAAACCUAUCAAUUCUUAGGAAUUUUAAAUAUAACUAAUAAAUUACCUCCUACAUACUUUUUUUUUUUUUUUUUUUUGAGGCCAAAUAACCUCCUACGUUGAAAUAUAUAUUAGAUGACGUUGAACCGAUACUAUUUCAUAAUUUUGAUGAACAUCUAAAAUUUUAAAAUUACUUUUUUUUUUUUGUACAAGGUGCAUAAUUCUUAUAUAGGUUUUAUAUAAACGUUCUAACCUAGUAUAUAAAUAUAUUGCAUUUUAGUCGAUUACGCGUUGUUGAGUAGUUUAGAGUUAGUUGAUGAUAAUAAUUUCGACCAAAUAAGAGUAUUUUAUACGGUAUUUAACUCGUGAUUCACGACUGGAAUGUGAUAUAAAUUGUUCCCAUUUCCAAUCUCUGACCAAACUAAAAAGUAGUCUAAAUUUGGUAGAGCAAAAAAUAAACAGAAAUCAUCAUGAGUUUUGGGAAAGAAGCUCCACCAUUGCCAAUGUAUGAACGUAAAGUUCUGAGACAUGUGCCUACUAUGGUCAGAAGACGAUAUGAUCCAGAUCUUAACAAGAAAAUUGAUGCAACUCAAGGCAUGUAUUCAAAUCAUAGCAAUAGCGAAAGUGGAGGAGCCAAAGAUGAUGCAAAUCUUGCAGGCUUUGUGAAUGUUUGUGUUGAAGAUAAAUUUGUAGAUGAUGGACAUGUUGAUAAUGAUCAAGGUUCAUCAUGUUUAGAAGAUUGCGAAGACGAAGACUAUGGAGCUGUAGAUGGGAAUACCCAUGAAAACAUUGUGGAUGAUAGUGUCAAAAAUGAAGUACAGGGCUUGCAUAUAGAAGAUACUGAGAGUGAAGGUGAUGGAACUAUUGUGGAUGUUGAAGAUAAAAUUGAGGAUGAUGGACAUGCAAAUUUUUUUGAUGAUCAAGGUUUGCUUGCAGAAGAUGGUAAAAGCAAAGGUGAUGGAACUAAAGCUGCAAAUGUUGCAAGCUAUUACGUGGAUGUCAGCGUCCGAGAUGAAGCACAAGACAAUGAGCUUAUUGGAAACUUUGACAAUAAACAAGGUUCUCAAGUGGAAGAAGAUUGCAAAAACAAAAGCGAUGGAUCUAAAGAUGCAAUUGUUGUUAGUGCCAUAGAUCAGCCCGUAGACAUUGCUAAUGAAAACUUUGACGAUAAACAAGAUUUUAUCUCAGGAGCAUUGAAGAAUACACUGGAACAGGAUGGCUACGACUUACGUUGUCCUGUUUGCAAGCAGUAUUUCACCCAAACAAUGAUUUUGAGACGAAGGGAAGACCGCCAACUAUACAAAACAACAUGCUUUUCCAGUUUAGAUGCUUUAUUUUGUAGCAACCGGUGGUAGUUGUCUAAGGACAAACAGUCUCGUGAUCUCAUUUUGGCAUUGGUGGAACAAUGCGACGCAAUGAUCAUGAGUGAUAUGCGAGCAAGCUCCAUCAACAUACAUUGGCGGUGUUGUGGCGAACACAGUGUAGCUAACUACAGCUUAGAAAAUGAAAUCUCUCUUGUGACGAUAGAUGUGUAACGAUUCGGGGUCUUGUAGGCUUUGCCAAACCCUCUUUGGUUCUCAACUUGGCCUUUCUUCAUUGACUAUGAACUAUUGCUAUAAUACAUAAUAAAUUAGAUAUAAACUAUCAGCAUACGUCUCGUGCAUCACACAUGUUUAACUAGUAUUUUUUAUCAAUUAUACCUUUAUGCAUGUGGUACAUAACACAUGAUUUCUUUUGAGAGGAUGAAUUACGUAAUGUGUUGUUGCUUAAACGUAUUUUUAUAUAUCGGAAAGUAUUGAAAACCUAGAUAGCCUUAAAUAGGAGUGGGAAAAAUUACUUCACAAUGGUUCUAAAAUAUUACUUCGUAUAAUAAAAUGUUUCUCAAGGUAAGAAAAAAAAAUUUGAAAAAGUUUUAGCGGCUCCAUCUUAACUUGGGUGCAAUGCUUAAACAAAAAUACAAAAAUAUGAUAAAAAUUUUGGGUCAUAUUUCAAUGUGGCGCAUCCAACUAUCAGGGGCGGAGCCAUGUAGGAACAAGGGGGGACGGUUGUCCUCCCAUUUUUCCAAAAAAAAAUUUAAUUUAUGUUAGCUUAAAUAAAUGUUGUAAAUAAGAAUAAAUAACUUACAUGUAUACCUUAUAUAACAAAGACAACAUUUGGUCUGGUGGUUGAUGGGCUUGAGUAAAGCUUGUAUUUCUCUUUGAUCCUAGGUUCGAUUCUUUACCCGAUCAUUUUUUUUGUUUCUUUUUGCUAUUUUUGGACUUUAUUUUAAUUUCAUUUUAUAGUUUAUACAAAGUGCUCCUAUUUAACUUCUUUUUCU
Molecule: messenger RNA, 2572 nt
Organism: Chenopodium quinoa (quinoa)
Lineage: Eukaryota; Viridiplantae; Streptophyta; Magnoliopsida; Caryophyllales; Amaranthaceae
Exons: 9
Coding region: 726-1610 (294 amino acids)
Source: RefSeq, a predicted model, not a curated record